Diorhabda carinulata is the source of this 1023-nucleotide messenger RNA. RefSeq lists its product as uncharacterized. The transcript has 4 exons. Bases 100 to 864 code for a protein of 254 amino acids. Lineage: Eukaryota; Metazoa; Arthropoda; Insecta; Coleoptera; Chrysomelidae. The record is from RefSeq and is a predicted model, not a curated record.
GACAGUAAGCCACGUGACUUAAGGGAAUUUAAGAACAAAGAAUAGUGCUUUUGAAAAAUAUUUCAGAAUUUGUCGAAAUUAUCAAAUUUGAUUUAAAAUAUGAAUGACAUAUGUUUAUUGUGUCAUAAAAAGUUUACGCUUCCGAAAAACUUGAAAAAUCAUAUGAUAAAAAUACACAAAACCUCUAUAGAAUCACUCACUUACGACGAAAAUAAAUAUAAAUGUUUAGAUUGCGGUAAUUCCUAUAAUAUAAAUCAUGAUUUAAUUUAUCAUUUAGAAACUACGCAUGGCGUUCCAAUAGAAAGGGAGGAAUUAACAUUCAAAAACCACAAUGAUUUUGUUAGAUGGAAACGAAAUAUUGAAAUCUCUGAAUCUUGUAACUACAUUAUGCUCGACGAUAAAACUAAAACAGGUGAAAAAUCAGGAAUAAUAAAAUAUAUAUGCAACCAAAAUGGUCCUUUUUUCGAAUUUGAUUCCGAAAAAAAAUCGUGGACUUGUAUUAGUCACGUGAAAACCAUUGAAGACCCCAAUGGUGAUCUUUAUGUAGCUAGAGUAAAAACACAUUAUGGUCAUGAUCUCGAAGAAAAAGAAUCCAAAGUUUCUAAUGGGUCUGAAAGCAUGGAUGAGGUGAAUUCUGAAGAUGGAUUUUUAGAUGAGUACCAAAAUAAAGUAAAAGAAGAUAUUCGUAUGAAACUUGAUGCAAUUCUAUGUACUUUACAUAAAUUUGAAAACAAACAACUUUUAAAACUGGAUAAUGUGUUGAAUGGUAUUUGUGAAGAAUUAGAUCUCACAACCAAAAAUACUGACAUAAUUGGGUCUAUCAUAAUAUCCAGUAAUUCUAACUUAGACCACAGUUACAUUUGAUAUAAUCAAGAGAAUAUUUAUUUAUCAAUUAUUUAUUGUUCAUCAACAGAUAUGUUUAUUACGUUUCUGUUCUAGUGUAAAAAGAAUCAGUUUUUUUAGUUUUACUUCAUUUUAUUGAAAUUUUGAUGUUUAAAUACAAAAAUAAAGUUUAAAUGUGAA